Messenger RNA from Acytostelium subglobosum LB1, 576 nucleotides. RefSeq lists its product as hypothetical. The record is from RefSeq and is a predicted model, not a curated record. The transcript is spliced from 3 exons. Gene Ontology annotation, biological process: protein transport. Gene Ontology annotation, molecular function: GTPase activity; GTP binding. Lineage: Eukaryota; Evosea; Eumycetozoa; Acytosteliales; Acytosteliaceae. The annotation marks the transcript as partial. Gene Ontology annotation, cellular component: lysosomal membrane.
AUCAUAGAGAUAGAAAACAUGUUCAAGUCAUUCAUUGAUUCAAUUCUAAAUUGGUUCAGAAGUCUAUUCUGGAAACAAGAGAUGGAGCUGACACUGGUCGGUCUUCAGAACUCAGGCAAGACAACUCUUGUCAAUGUUAUAGCAAAUGGAGAUGCAGCAGAAGAUUCUAUACCUACUGUUGGAUUCAACAUGAAGAAGGUUACCAAGGGCAAUGUUACUAUCAAGUUCUGGGACAUUGGUGGACAACCUAGAUUCAGAGGAAUGUGGGAGCGAUACUGCAGAGGCGUCAAUGCCAUCAUCUUUGUGGUGGACUCGGCCGACAGAGAGAAGUUUGAGCAGUCCAAGGCAGCACUACACGAAUUGGUCAACAAGCCACCCUUGGCCAACAUCCCCCUGCUUGUACUAGGUAACAAGAAUGAUCUGCCCAACAACCCAACAAAGGAGGAGUUUAUAGCAUUGUUUGAAUUGGAAUCGAUCAAGGGAAGAGAGGUCUGCUUCUACUCAAUCUCGGCAAAGAACAGCGUCAACAUUGACAUCACACUGGAAUGGUUGAUCAAGCAUAGUUCACAACCCUCA